Molecule: messenger RNA, 2514 nt
Organism: Puccinia graminis f. sp. tritici CRL 75-36-700-3
Lineage: Eukaryota; Fungi; Basidiomycota; Pucciniomycetes; Pucciniales; Pucciniaceae
Exons: 6
Coding region: 190-2085 (631 amino acids)
Cellular component (GO): mitochondrion
Molecular function (GO): proline dehydrogenase activity; FAD binding
Source: RefSeq, a predicted model, not a curated record
CCCCUGCCCAAAUCCGCAAACUGCACCUUGCGGAAGUCGAUUCUGGUCCGCCAUCCUCGCCAGGACACUCAGCCUCGAAAACCUCCUGGCAGAAACCAUAUCCCAAACGAUUCGUCGGAAGGCUUGUCCAUCCAACACAGCCUCAUUCACCCCGCCAAGCACUGAAACGGCCACCUCGACCUCCAAGCUAUGACUCUCAUCCGUCUGGGACCAGUCCAUAUGGGGCUCCGGAAUAUCCGGCCGAGCCAAUCAUUCACGAAGCCUUCGAGGUCCAGUCCCUCGCGCUAUCUAAGCAGCGGAUCGACGCCCGGCUUCUGCUCGCGGAGAUUUUAUGGCUCCAGUCACCAGCAAGGUUCCGGGCCCACCGGAGCUCGGCUUUGGGCCGGCCCCUCCCCGGGCCGCGGAUCGACGGGGUACACUCUGCUGGCCACGGCGCUCGGCCUAGGCGCACUAGCUUCCGGCGCAACGGUCUAUGCCCUCCAGACCGCCGACCUCCCCGAUGACCCUCUCGCGGCACUAGCCCCGGAUGCACUCAGACUGAAGGCCGCCCAUGUGGCCCAGAAAGCCGCCCCUGACCUCCUCCGUAGUUAUCUGACCUUGCUCUUGUGUGAAAUCCCCGGCGUCGCUACUUACGGGCCCCUCCUGCUAAAUCAUUGCAUCUCUCUCAGAGAUAACGUCCCCAUCCUUGGCCCUGCCACUUGGUCUGUCGUCGAAUGGUUCGUCUUCCACACAUUUUUUUCACAUUACACAGGCGGGGAGUCGGCGGAAGAUUGCCAGCCGGUGAUGAAGGCAUUGUAUGAAGGAGAAGUAGGAUCAUUAUUAAACUACUCAGUCGAAGCGUUAGAGGGAGCGGGGAAGGGAUCAUCAGAGAGCGGCUUGAGCAGAGAGAGUGUAGCGGCGAUCACGCGGACGGUGGAGUCAUUAGCGGGAUAUGAGUCGGGAGCGAAGGGCUAUGCGGCGAGUUCGGCGCGAAUGAAGCCGAGUGCGGUGGCCAUCAAGGUCUCUGGACUCGUCGACGACCCGUAUCUCUUCAAGCGCGCUUCCGAGAACCUGCUUGCUAAUGGCCUCUCCCCCUUCCGCGUCAAUGGCUCCCCCUUCCCAAUCGUCAACUCCCACAUCCCUGAUCCUCUCUCCCCGGCUGACCAUCUCACCCUCGAUGGAUUGAUGGACAGUCUCAGAGGCGUCUGUCAGAAGGCCAAAGCGGCCGACAUUGUGAUCAUGAUCGAUGCUGAAUACAGCUGGUUUCAGCCUGCGUUGGACAGAAUAGCUACCUUCCUCUCGGCCGAAUUCAACAAAUCGAAAUCAGAGGGACCUGGGUCGGCGAGUUACUCACCGACGGUCUUCAACACUUUCCAGGCGCUCCUACGGUCCACGCCGGAGCGACUAGCAGAAUAUGUCGACGAGGGGCACAAGCGGGACUUUUCGGUGGGUGUGAAGCUUGUCCGAGGGGCCUACUUGGUCUCGGAGACGGCCCGAUGGCGGGAGGCGCGUGCGGCCGGCCGGCCCGGCGUCCCCGAUCACCCGCCUGUGUGGGCCUCCAAGGCUGAGACCGACGGCUGCUUCGACAACCUUGCCUCCAGCCUCGUCCAACAACUCGCUAGUAACGCCCGCCGGGCUCAGGGACUCACCUCCGAUCCCAGACAAUCUCGCUCUUCCAACUCUAUCGAAGUCGCCAUGAUGAUCGCCGGACAUAACCCGAUCUCGGCUGCUAAGGUCCUCAAACAACUCAGAGACGAAGAAGGUCUCGCUAAGAAUGUUGACGGCCAGAGCAUCCGUCUCUCAGAUAGCUUGAGGGGUAGACUAAUGUUUGCCCAGCUCUAUGGAAUGGCUGAUAACCUGACCUCAACCCUGACUCAAAUCCUGGCCCCGAGUGACGCCGAUAAUCAAAAACACCCACAGCCAUUCGUGUUCAAGUAUCUACCAUUCGGCCCAGUGGACAAGGUCCUACCCUAUCUCGCUCGUCGGGCAGAAGAGAACUCAUCUAUCCUCGAAGUCAAAGACGGCGAAUCCGUCCUCAGUCUCGAACGUAAACUCAUUGGCAAGGAGAUCCGUAAACGAAUCGGAUCUCUGUUUUUCCUCUCUUAAAGACUCUCCCUAACCAUUUCCAUGUUAAUCUCUUCCUUUAAGUGUAUCUUCUCUCUCUCCCUCUCUUUCAAGCAUUGUUUCUCUAGAUUACACAUACCUUGGUUUUUUUUCUCUUCUCUUUGGCCUUUGCUUUUGUCUAUAAUCACAUACCGUUUUCUUUGAAUCAUUCAUUUUAUUAAUCAGUCAUAAAAACAAUGAAUAUAUCUUUUGUUCAACUAUCCUGGUUCAAGCUCAUUCUUGCAUCGAGACGAUCGAGGGUUGUCUUAGUAGAGUCAUCGAUUCCUCUUCGAGAGACUGUUGUAUUAUACCGGCCUGAACCCGCUUUGUGGUUGCCUGUAUAUGUACUCCAGACAAAAAUUGAUAUAGAAACCCAGCAUAUCACCUUUCCUACUGUUGAGAUGGACUAGAGACCUGGAGACAUAUAUGUUG